Scomber japonicus (chub mackerel) is the source of this 1581-nucleotide messenger RNA. RefSeq names its product chordin-like 2 (gene chrdl2). NCBI's taxonomy places the organism in Eukaryota, Metazoa, Chordata, Actinopteri, Scombriformes, Scombridae. The record is from RefSeq and is a predicted model, not a curated record. Bases 18 to 1352 code for a protein of 444 amino acids. Gene Ontology annotation, molecular function: protein binding. The transcript has 11 exons.
CACGCACAUGUAAAAAAAUGAAGUCCACGUUUUUGUUCUUUUUCAUCAUUUGGUUUGCAGAUGCGGAGCUGAAACCCCGGAAAGGGUCCGGGGUGGUGUGUACUUUCAAAGACAAGACGUACAGCCCAGGAGACAGCUGGCAUCCCUAUCUGGAGCCUUUCGGAUUUAUGUUCUGCAUGCGCUGUGUCUGCACAGAGACAGGCCAUGUGAAAUGUAACACAAUCAAGUGUCCCUCUCUGCCAUGUGAAAACCCAGUGGCUGAGCCUCAGCAGUGCUGCCCGAGAUGCACAGAUGAGCCCAGGGUCCCCGCAGGGCUGAGAGCUUCUGUGAAAUCCUGCAGAUAUAAUGGAAGUAUUUAUCAGCCGGGGGAAACCUUCACUAAGCACGACCUCUUCCCAUCCAAGCAAAGCAAUCAGUGUGCAAUGUGCACAUGCUCUAAUGGAGACAUCUUCUGUGCGCUGAAAACAUGCCAGCCAAUCACCUGCUCCUCACCAGUUUCUGUUCCAGAUACCUGCUGCUUGGUGUGUAAAGAUAACAGCACCAGUGGCUCCUCAUCAACCGAAGACGGAAACCUGCAACUGAACCGAGGAGUUAGGCAUUCAGUGGACCAGUGUCCUGGAGAGCAGAACAGGGCGCAGUCUGACCGUGCCACUCCACCCAGGGUCAGGACAUCCCUCAGAGGCCUGAGCCUCAGUAAACUUAACCUCAAAGGGGCUUCAGAGACCACUGUUAAGAUUUUGUUGCAGAGGAAACACCAAAGAGCGUGUUUAUACAAUGGCAAGACGUAUUCUCAUGGAGACAUGUGGCACCCAGUUUUGGGGAAGGUCCUGGAAUGCAUCUUGUGCACUUGUACUGAUGGCCUCCAGGACUGCAAACGCAUCACGUGUCCCAGCCAAUACCCAUGCCAACAUCCCAUGAAAUCGACAGGAAAGUGCUGCAAGACUUGUCCAGAGAGUAAAGCUGAGAGUAACCAGACCCAGUGUUAUCUCGGAUACAAAAAUAACCUUUUGGUGUAUAAAGUUGAUUCCUCUUUGAAAGUUGACUCAGCCAACACACUUCGGAUCAUCGUUGCUGAAAGACAAAGUACUGCUGAGAUUGAAGUACUAGUAUGGAAGUCUGUAGAAGGUGUUUUACAGUUAAUGGAUAUCGGUGACGUUCAGAGGAAAGAUAUUAUGGAUCAUCCAGAGAAUUACACACUACUUACAACACUCGAUGAAGACACGUGGAGAAGGUUUAAAGAGGAGGGAGAACAUCUGAAUAAAGCACCUCAGGCCAUAAUUUGUGAAGAAGGCAUUCGUGAGAUGAUGACUUUCCUAAAUCCCAAGCAGACUGAAGGCGUGUGUUCACCCUAGUAGUCACUCUUUUUACCAGUAUUCCCAAUAACUAUACAUUGUUGACAUACAUUCUUUAUUCAUACAUUUUUCACUUGGAUGUCCUGCGUCAUUCCUGUUAUACAAGAGGAAUUUCAUUUAUAACAUUGUCGUUUCUUGAUUGAUGCAUUAUUUUCCAUCAUGUUUUUGAUUAUCACGUAUUUUUAUUUGUAAAUUAUUAGGUUACAAAACAUACAUAACCUGGCCCAUA